Lichtheimia ornata is the source of this 1533-nucleotide messenger RNA. RefSeq lists its product as uncharacterized. The transcript has 10 exons. The record is from RefSeq and is a predicted model, not a curated record. Bases 1 to 1533 code for a protein of 510 amino acids. Gene Ontology annotation, cellular component: U4/U6 x U5 tri-snRNP complex. Gene Ontology annotation, biological process: mRNA splicing, via spliceosome. Gene Ontology annotation, molecular function: U4 snRNA binding; U6 snRNA binding; protein binding. NCBI's taxonomy places the organism in Eukaryota, Fungi, Mucoromycota, Mucoromycetes, Mucorales, Lichtheimiaceae.
AUGGAUAACGAUCUUUCCAAAUUGAAGGCGAAACCAAGGGUUCACUUUGGGUCAUUGGAAGAAACGGAUGUUGUCAAACGCCCACGCAUCGAAGAACCGACUAGUUCAACCCUGGCAGCAGGUGGCAUCGAUCUGGAAGCGUUGGCCGACUUGACCGAUGCCGAUCUUUCAGCGUCAUCCCAAAGAGCACGACAAGCUGAUCAAGAAGUUCUACAAGAAUUCGAGCGAAGGAAGCGUGCACGAGAAAUCGCUGUCCCCACAGACGACAAACGCGUUCGACAGCGACUACGAGAGCUUGGUGAACCACAAUGUCUUUUCGGUGAAGGUCCCGAUGAUCGUCGUACUCGUUUACGCUACCAUUUAUCGAUCCUAGAAGGCAGAGAAAUACCAGUCGAAUCUGAAUCAGAAAGCGAGGAGGAAGAAAAUGAGGAGGAAUUCUUUACCCCAGGCACACAAGAGUUACUAGAAGCAAGAAAAUGGAUCACAACCUAUUCAUUGCCACGAGCCAAGAAGAGGAUAGAACGACAAAAGGCAGAGGUGGAUGUUCCAUUGGCACAGCUAAAGGCUGCACGUAAGGAGGUGCAUACACGACUUAAGGGAUAUACCAAUUGGGCAUCACAAAUUGCGGACGAACGACCCGUGGCUCAAGUUGCUUUUACCCCAGACUCAUCCAUGUUGGUCACUGGUGCAUGGUCGGGCGUAUGUCGAUUAUGGUCGAUCCCACAAUGCGAGCCAUUGAUCACUUUCAAAGGACACACCGAUCGUAUUGGUGGUAUUGCCUUCCAUCCUGAAGCAACCAUUAGCCUGGAUAAGAGCGUGAUGAACUUUGCUACUGGUAGUGCCGAUUCAAUGAUCCAUCUGUGGAACUUGGAAAAGGAUACACCAUUAGCCACGCUUAAAGGACAUGCUGGACGCGUAUCUCGUAUCGCUUUUCAUCCUUCAGGAAGAUACCUUGGCAGUGCUGGAUUCGAUGGCACAUGGAGAUUAUGGGACGUGGAAACGACUACCGAGCUCUUGCUUCAAGAGGGUCAUGCCAAGGAGGUCUAUACUAUCGCUUUUCAAUGUGAUGGAAGUCUUGCAGCAACAGGUGGUCUUGAUUGCGUUGGCCGAGUGUGGGAUAUGCGUACGGGUCGAUCAGCCAUGGCACUUGAAGGUCAUGUCAAAGAUGUGCUUGGCUUAGAUUGGAAUCCUAAUGGCUAUCAUUUGGCUUCAGCAAGUGGCGAUAACACAGUCAAGAUUUGGGAUAUGCGGACAUUGCGCAACAUAUACACGAUUCCAGCACACAGAUCUCUGGUUGCAGACGUGAAGUACAACAAAGGACCAGCCAAUGAAGAAGGCUUUUAUUUGACGACAGCUGGUUACGAUGGCAGCGUCAAGAUUUGGUCUGGUGAUGAUUAUCGAUUGAUCAAGAGUUUGGAAGGUCACGAGAACAAAGUGAUGGGCGUGGAUACCUCAAACGAUGGUCGUUAUGUUGCCUCUUGUGGAUAUGACCGUACAUUCAAAAUCUGGGCUGAUGAGAACAUGGUGCUGUAA